Lingula anatina is the source of this 4687-nucleotide messenger RNA. Its product is annotated as START domain-containing protein 10. The record is from RefSeq and is a predicted model, not a curated record. NCBI's taxonomy places the organism in Eukaryota, Metazoa, Brachiopoda, Lingulata, Lingulida, Lingulidae. Gene Ontology annotation, molecular function: lipid binding.
GGUUCAAAGAGAUGCUACACAACGUGACAGGUCGAACUUUGAAGCGAGUAACAGGAUACUAACUUAACACAGAACUAUGCAGGUGGGAGAGGUGAGAGUCGCAAUGGACUCAGACUUUGAGAAACUAAAAGAAAUUUGUGAAAACCACGAUGGUUGGAGACAGGAUUAUAACAAAAACGGAAUUGUCGUGUGGACUAAAUCUACAGACGUCACGAGUUUCAAGAUGAUCAAGGUUUUUAGCACAUUUAAAGAUAUCCCAGCAGAUGUAAUGUAUGAUGUUCUUCAUGACCCAUCAUAUAGGAGAGUAUGGGACACAAAUAUGAUAGAGGGCUUUGAGGUUUGCUGUUUAAAUCCAAACAAUGAUAUUGGGUAUUAUGCAAUUAAAUGUCCAGGGCCUAUAAGAAACAGAGACUUUGUCACUCAAAGGUCAUGGCUAGCAACAGAAAAGGAAUAUUUGAUUCUCAAUCAUUCAGUUAACCAUGAGUUAGUUCCAAUCAAGAAGGGCUUCCUUCGUGGCAUGUCCUAUCUCACGGGCUAUGUGAUGCGCCCGCUGGAAUCAAAUUCCAAGGGUUGCCAACUUUACUAUGUGACACAGUGUGAUCCUAAAGGCAAAUUGCCAAGUUGGGGAGUUAAUAAACUUACAACCAUGCUGGCUCCUAAGAUUAUACAACGACUGCAGAAGGCGGCCAAAAAUUACGAAUCUUGGAAGUCUAAGAAUAAUCCCAGUUUCAAGCCCUGGAUAUAUCCAGAACAGAUCACUAUACCUCGUCUUAACUAUGACCACAUCAAAGCCUUCUCAGACAGUCUUGCACAAUCUGAAGAAUCCUUGGAAGAUGAAGAAAAUUUCAAAUUAUCCGAUUUUCAUGAUGAAGAUGUAUAAUAUUUGUGUAUAUACAAGCGAUUUAUCAUAUAUAGGGAAACUUAAUGAUGGUAAAUGCCAAGAUCUGUAUAAUUUAUGAUAUUAUAGGAAAGUAAUUUAGUUUUAGAAGGGAAUAAAAUAAAUUCUUGGAUAAUGCCAAGAAAGAACUGUACUUCCAAAGUUAAACAAAAACAUAAUAUUUAUACAUUAAUUGCUCAAAAUAGUUUUAAAACACAUUUGCCAUGGUCUUCUGACAUGUGAUCUCUAAUGUAAUCUUUUCAAAAAUCUAUACACAUAUUAGAUGGAAAUCCCUUCCCAAAACCUUUUAUAUAAUCUUAUAUAACUCUAAUCUUUAUAUUAAUGGAUGAUGUUUUAUAGACACCUAAAAUUGUCUCUUAACUUCUUACUAAAACUUCGGUUGUGUGUGUCUUAUUUUGUGCAGGGGCUUGGGUCAUUUGGUAUUUAAGGCUAGGGUUUUCAUAGCGUAAUAAGCCUUAGGCUUUAAAAGGUUUCAUGUUAGGCUACAUUUUGAAGGGAAUCAUAUGGUCACUAUACAAUAACUGUUUUUAUUUAUUUAUUUAUUUAAAAUAAAUAUUUAUUUAUUCAUAAAUGUGUGACCAGACUUCAGAAGGACCCAAUUAUUCCUCUGUCAUCUGAUCACACAACUUUCCAAAGUAGUUGAAGGUGGCAAGUUGACUUCAUUUCCUCUUGCAGUGUUUUUUUUUUUUUUUUUUUUUUUGGUACAGUUAUUAUCGAUUUUAGAUGUAUAAGAAUAGUAAUAAUAACUUUCUUCAGAUCUUCAAGUAUCUUAACUUUAAAUAGAUCUCUUACCUAGUUGGACAUUCCAUUUUGAAAUUAAUCAAGAACACUAUGUCAUAGCUAAAUGAGACUCCAGAAGUAUUGAGUGUUUUUAGAAACUAAAUAUUUUGAAUGUAUUCAUUAUUAUCAAUUAUUUACAAUAUCUAAUGUAAUUUGCAUCUUGAUAUAUGCUAACUGGAGUUUGUUACCACACCUCAUAUAUAUAUACAGAGACAGAAAAGUCUGUUUAUAAAUAUAAACAACUACAGAUGGAGGUUUAAUGGUGAACAUGAAAUUUCACCACCAAAAAUGCUGUGAUGAGCCCUAGUGCAGGCAAAACCUGUCAUGAUGUGAAUAUAAAUUUCAUGCAAUUGACAAUCAAUUUUGAGACUUUUUGUAGUGAACGCCUAGGAUACUGUCAAAUGUCACUACACAAAUUGCUAUGUAUGCAAGGCACAGUAACAUCACAACAGAUGUGACACAUUUGUACAGACUGUUUUGUUGCACAAACAUGUCAUGACUGUAGCAUAUUUCAUGUCUUAGUUCUUGUCACGCCAUGAACUAACAAGCAGUUAUCAUAAUUCAUCAUACUAAGUCUUACAGGAAGUCAUGCAAGGGUGGAGUUCGUGCCAUUUGAAACUGAAAUAUAAUCAUAUUGCGUUUGCUGUGACAGUCCUAUGUUCCAGAUCUUCCAAAUUACAAGAAGUUGACUUACGAAGAAUGUCAACAUAGCGGAUGGGAGUCGAGUAUCACUCUUUUUGCAGGGUUGCCAGUCUGCAGCUAUUUCAGUUAUACCAGUGAUGUAAACACUGGUCCCAUUCCAAAUACCAGUAAAAUUGAAACAGUUUGUCAGUAUAGUAAGCUAACAGGUCACAUUAUUUAGGCCAGCAAAUUUUUAGGCUUAACUGUUGUGAUGGGAUACUAGAGUUUUUGUCACAUGCUGCUACAUUAUGUCAAAGGUUCAAACUUACAGGGUGUUUGUAUUAAACAUUUUAAUGCACACACAAGUCUUGUUCAGCUUGGGAAGACCCUAGCACCCCGAGUGUCAAAGAUUGCUGGAAACUCGCUUCUGUCUUAUCAACAUGCCUCUGCUGUGUCCAGAAAUUGUACAAGGCAGUUACAUGGUGAUAUUGAGUAAUAAUAAUUUAUUCAAAAUUUUCAAGGUUGAUGUUUCAGGAUAUUUAAAUCUAACAUUUGUACUACAUUUGGUAAUUCAAUAAAAUCUUUAAAAAUUUGAUUUUUUCUAAGACAUUUAGAAGAACUUGAAUAUGAAAAAGGGUCAAUUUUUUAAAGUUUUUUCAGUAUUUACUCAUGACUUUUGGUACUUGAAAUUUGCCAUUUCUUCUCGAGGGUUGUUCCUUCUUUUCAUACAUAAAAAGCUUAUUGUUCUGAAUUUUGAUAUAAAACCUGUCAUAAAGUGCAUCCCUUCUUUGAUCCAAAAUGUUCUGAUUACAAAUCAAAUAGUCUCUGAGACUUGGGGUGGAGCUGGCUGAAUGUAAGUAAAGUGUGGGAGACUUGAUACACGCUGCUAUGGUCUGUAACAGGUUGUGUAUGUUUUAUUUUGCAGUCUUUCACUAUAGCUGUUGAUGUUCAAGUUGAUAUAGGAGGUUCCUAUAUGUUGAUAUAGGUAUCUCUUAUUUUUAAUGUGUAUUUUGGAUUGCUAAUGAAAAUAAAUGCUUAUUUUUAUGUACAUUUUGAAAAAUGUUUAAAAAAACAGGCAUUAACAAAACUGAUUUUCAUACAUGCAGAUAAAAAAGUUUUUAGAAUAUGUAGUUUUGAAACGUUUUUGAAAGGCCAUAAUUAACUUCAUUAUGAUCGCCAUAUUUGCAUGCUUAAAGAUAAAAAAAUGUGAUUAUUACUCUUAUAAACUUUUGUGUAAGAAGAAAAAGUUAAGCUUGAAAGCUUUUAAAAUAAGAUGACUGUGUCAAUCAUUAGUAUAAAAUGAUACAGCAGAGUUGAAGUCCUUUGCCAAGAAUUAUUAAAUACUUUUCAUAUGCACGUUUUUUAAAUUAAUCUUUAAGUUAUAGGAAACCUACAUGCACGGUAAACAGUCUUGUUUUUGAGUAUUGAUUUUUUUCAACUGUUAGACUCAAAGAAUUGGUUUUUGAACAAGGGUUACUGUACCACCAGCCAGUUUUUUUUGCACUUUUAUUGUUAACACAUUUUCUCCAGUGGUGGAAAUAUCAAAAAUUUUAAAGAGCAAAUAGCCAUAUAAAUAAAAUAUAUCUGGUAGUAGAUAUGAAAACUUUUUGGAAGCUUUUUCAGUUACAUCUAUGUUAUAAUCCCUUCGAUGUGCCUAACCUUGCUAGUGGUGCAGUAUUACCUCUCUGGUUAUAUUUAUAGCCUUAUUUUCAGUAUUUCUCUAGUAUUAUUAUUUCCCCUGUGCAAUAUAAUUUUAUUGCAUAGCAGGGUUUACAACUUGAGCUGGCUUGAAGGUACAGUCAAAGUGUUCACAAUUGAAAGGCCAAGCCAUACUUUAUCCAUGUUAUGUUUUAUUUUCUCUGUGAUUAUUUUUUGGGUUUGUUGCACAUUUGUCUGUUAGCACUUUAUCUUUCUUUCAGUUUUCUGUUUUAUUGAUUGCAGAUUAUAUGCAAUAAAGAUAAUCAGUUUCAUUUGUUGUGAUGACUCCAUUUUGUUUCUUCCAUCAAGCUAAUUGAAAAUUUGUCUGUAACCAGCUGUACAAAUUUAAAAAAAUAAAAUAAUCAUUUAAAAAUUAUUCAUUAGUUGGACAGUGAUGUGAAGUCAAUCCAACCAAUUAUAUUUAAGAUAAAGCACAAUUAAGAUAAAGUGUUUCUCUGCUUUAUAAUUUUUUUUUUUAUGUACAGCUUAGAUAAAAUUAUAGCAGGCAAAUAUGAACAAAUGUCUCUUUAAACAUAACUCUUGGUGGUCUUGAUAUCAUGAAAUGUGUUUCUAACUACUUUGAAGCAUGAUAUACUCUUGACUUGAUCUCAUGUAAAAGUUAAAUUGCUUGAUCCUGUCAAUAUUUCACAAAAUCUGGAAGUACAUGAAAAUUACUAAAAAAAAAAAAAA